AAUAAAUCAUUUUUAGUAGGUCCCACCUGGGUCCCACACCCGACCCGCUGUCUGCUUUCUUUCUCCCAAAGCCGUUUCUGCUGCUUCAGAAAACCCGUCCACCCCCAAAAUUCCCAUCAUCGGCGGCCUAAACCCUUGCACCUCCGUCUGAUUAUCCAUCCGUACUCCAACCAAUUACCACAAAUGGCGGCGGCGGCGGCGGCGUUCUCUUCAUCCGAUAUCAUAACUGAAGGCCCCGUCCUUAAUCUAAUCAACAAGCGCCUCCGCGCCUUGCGCAAAAAGAUGAACCGCAUAUCGCAAAUGGAGGAGUCUCUCUCCCAAGGCAAAGCCCUCAACAAAGAGCAGGAGGAAACCUUGCGAUCCAAAUCAUCCGUUCUCGCUGGCAUUGACGAGCUUGAAAAACUCCGCCAGCCCCUCUCGGAAGCCGUGAAUCAGGAAAUUCAGCUGGCGUUGGAGAAAAAUACGCAACGUUCGGAAACCCUAACCGGUGAGAGGUCGGACGAGGAGGAGGAUGGAACCGUGGAGCCUAAUGCCGGUGGGGAGAACGACGGCGUUUCUGCUCUUUCCGAUCUGCUUAGUUUGGUCUACUUUGGAAGCAUUUUCGAUGUGCAGGCUUUAAUGAGCGCACACGACAACCUGUUGACGAGGACGCAUGAGAGGAACUGCUGCCUCACAUACGAUUACGUGACCGAUGAUGAUGCUGAGGGCGAUCCUUUGAGAGAGUGGGACUUGGAUUUGAUUGCAAUGAUGGGGGGUCUCUUGAUUUCGCGGCCGGUGAAUUCGUGCCUGUCGCACAAGGAUGCGCUGCAGAAGUGUGUGGAACAUGCGAAGCUAUGGCUUGCGAAUUCGGAGCAGCCCAUCGAGCCCGAUUCGGAUAUCACUUAUGCCUGGUUGAGAGAGAAGCUAAACAGAAUUAUGGCUUCGGACUACUACACAACUAUACCAGAGAUAAGGGCUCCUGUUGAAGUGGCUGCAACUGGUGGCAAUUAUACUUCAUUCCAGCUUCCGGUGCAUGAACCUGUGCUUCCUCAAGUUGUUUCGACUGUCUCAGUAGAAGAUUCAGCUACAGAGUAUGACCAAGAGGAAGAAGAAUCGGAGAAUUCUGAUGACAACGAUAUCGACAAUCAAGAAGCUUGCCCGAUUGAAGAACUUAAACAGGAAGGAUCGGAGGUAGAAAGUGUAUCAGAACCCCAGGCUCAGGGAAUACCUGAUACACAAGUAGAUGAAAACUCGAGGAAUAUGGACCUAAAUGUCCAACAACAUUCCAAUCGGGGGCCAUAUCAUAAUUACAGAGGUGGUCGUGGUGUAAGGAUUUAUGAACAGUCUGGUAAUUAUUACCCAAGGAACAACUACAGAGGCAGAGGUAGCAGGGGUAUGACUGGUAAUUACAAUCUCGAUGUGCCAGCUAGUCUCGAUGACCGCGUUCAGCAUCCGUCUUAAAGGAGGUAAUUUUUCGAGUCUUGUUUUGUAUUUAAACGAAUGGGAAAAAGUACAACAAUCAUUAGAAGGGGAUGAAAUCGCGUUGAACUGGAGAUUGAUUUCUUCUGUUCUUUGUGUCUUAGAUUUAUAUUUACGUGCACUUGUGUUGUUUAGUUGGUUUGCGUGUAGAAUUUGAUCGAUUAGGACAGGUGAUCUUACAGGCGUCGAGUUUAUUAGGGCAUGGAAUAACGUUGUAUGUAAACGUUUGAACUUUUGUUAUGUAAUUACUUGUACACUAAAUAUCAAUCUUGUUUUUGGCAACCAA
Messenger RNA from Erythranthe guttata (spotted monkey flower), 1744 nucleotides. RefSeq lists its product as uncharacterized. NCBI's taxonomy places the organism in Eukaryota, Viridiplantae, Streptophyta, Magnoliopsida, Lamiales, Phrymaceae. The record is from RefSeq and is a predicted model, not a curated record.